Molecule: messenger RNA, 2339 nt
Organism: Mus pahari (shrew mouse)
Lineage: Eukaryota; Metazoa; Chordata; Mammalia; Rodentia; Muridae
Gene: Khdc4
Product: KH domain containing 4, pre-mRNA splicing factor
Exons: 14
Coding region: 64-1899 (611 amino acids)
Cellular component (GO): nucleus
Molecular function (GO): RNA binding
Source: RefSeq, a predicted model, not a curated record
GGGCGGAAGUGGCGGGAGGGCGGUGGUGGGUAGUUGGCGGGUGGUUGACUAGAGCAGGCCGCCAUGUCCGCAGGGAGCGCGACACAUCCUGCCGCUGGCGGGCGCCGCAGCAAAUGGGAUCAGCCCGCUCCAGCUCCGCUUCUCUUCCUGCCGCCAGCCGCCCCAGGUGGGGAAGUCGCUGGCAGCGGGGCGAGCCCCGGGGGCGCCACCACCACCGCUCCUUCGGGAGCCUUGGAUGCCGCCGCUGCCGUAGCUGCCAAGAUCAAUGCUAUGCUCAUGGCCAAAGGGAAGCUGAAACCUUCUCAGAAUGCCGCCGAGAAGCUUCAGGCCCCUGGCAAAAGCCUAACUAGCAAUAAAAGCAAAGAUGACCUGGUGGUGGCUGAAGUAGAAAUCAAUGACGUGCCUCUGACAUGCAGGAACCUGCUGACCCGAGGACAGACACAAGAUGAAAUCAGUCGGCUUAGUGGGGCUGCUGUGUCAACUCGGGGACGGUUCAUGACGACUGAGGAGAAGGCCAAAGUGGGACCCGGAGACCGUCCAUUGUAUCUUCAUGUUCAGGGACAGACACGAGAAUUAGUAGACAGAGCUGUAAACCGAAUCAAAGAAAUAAUAACCAAUGGAGUGGUGAAGGCUGCCACAGGGACCAGUCCAACUUUUAAUGGAGCAACAGUCACUGUCUAUCACCAACCAGCUCCCAUUGCUCAGUUAUCACCUGCUAGUAACCAGAAGCCUGCCUUCCAGUCUGGAAUGCACUAUGUUCAAGAUAAACUAUUUGUGGGUCUAGAACAUGCGGUGCCCACUUUUAAUGUUAAAGAGAAAGUAGAAGGUCCAGGCUGCUCUUAUUUGCAACACAUUCAAAUUGAAACUGGUGCCAAAGUCUUUCUACGAGGCAAAGGCUCGGGAUGCAUUGAGCCAGCGUCAGGCCGAGAGGCUUUUGAACCCAUGUAUAUUUAUAUCAGUCAUCCCAAACCUGAAGGCCUGGCUGCUGCCAAGAAGCUCUGUGAGAAUCUCUUACAAACAGUUCAUGCUGAGUAUUCUAGAUUUGUGAAUCAAAUUAAUACUGCUGUACCAUUACCAGGCUAUACACAACCCUCUGCUAUAAGUAGUAUCCCUCCUCAGCCACCAUAUUAUCCAUCCAAUGGCUAUCAGUCUGGUUACCCUGUUGUUCCCCCUCCUCAGCAGCCAGUUCAGCCUCCCUACGGAGUACCAAGCAUAGUGCCACCAGCUGUUUCAUUGGCACCUGGAGUCUUGCCAGCAUUGCCUACUGGAGUCCCACCUGUGCCAACACAGUAUCCGAUAACACAAGUGCAACCUCCAGCUAGCACUGGACAGAGCCCAAUAAGCGCUCCUUUUAUUCCUGCUGCUCCUGUCAAAACUGCCUUGCCUGCUGGCCCCCAGCCCCAGCCCCCACUCCCAGCUCAGCCCCAGUCACAGAAGAGGCGAUUCACAGAGGAGCUGCCUGAUGAACGGGACUCUGGACUGCUUGGAUACCAGCAUGGACCCAUUCAUAUGACUAAUUUAGGUACAGGCUUCUCCAGUCAGAAUGAGAUAGAAGGCGCAGGAUCGAAGCCGGCAAGUUCCUCAGGCAAAGAGCGAGAGAGGGACAGGCAGUUGAUGCCUCCACCAGCCUUUCCUGUGACUGGAAUAAAAACUGAGUCUGAUGAAAGGAAUGGGUCUGGGGCCUUAGCCGGGAGCCAUGAUUAUCCAGCCAAGAAGAUGAAAACGGCAGAGAAGGGAUUUGGCUUAGUAGCUUACGCUGCAGACUCCUCUGAUGAAGAGGAAGAACAUGGAGGUCAUAAAAAUGCAAGUAGCUUUCCACAGGGCUGGAGUUUGGGCUAUCAGUACCCUUCCUCACAGCCACGAGCUAAGCAGCAGAUGCCAUUCUGGAUGGCCCCAUAGAAAGUAGUGGACAGGGCUUUGACCCUCAGUGACUCUUCUUAGCAAUAAUGCAUGCACUUGAUUAAACAAGACUCUGGGACCUGUUCUGAGGGCCAUCUUGGACCUUCGAAGACGUUAGGGACACAGUGUCCCCUGUCAUAAAGGGAUGCCAUUCUUUUUAAAACCCUGUUUCUGCAGUGGCANAACAUCCGUUAAAAUUCACUUAGAAUCACAAAUUUGCAUCAAGCUUUUUAACAGUUGAUGGAAUGUGCUUGUCCAGUGAGAUAUCAGGACAGAGUCAUUGCUCCAUAUGUUUGACCUGAUCUAGCCUUUUCCAAAUGAAUAGCCUCAACUCUGUUGUAAAGAAAGUUUUAUUUGUAUUUUACUACUAUUGGGUCAAUUUUGAUAACUGGUUACAAACAAAGCCUUACUAUUUAUUAGUGGGAAAUGGUUUUAAGACC